UGAUAAAAUAACGGCGUUGCCCAUGUAAAUAGUCCCACAUAGAUUCUCGGGAUUCCUUCGCAGCAUACUAGAUACCUACCAAACACGAUGCAUAGAAAUACGAAUUUUAUUGUGACGGCGUUGAGCUUGUUGUUUCCUUUACUUACCCAUGGAAUUCCCGACCCUAUAAUAUGCGAAGAUAGCCUCGACGGCACAUCCUCGCAUUUCAACUCUAACAACGUGCCCUGCCUCCUAGGCUGCGGCGCCCCGGAGCCCGUCGCUACCGGUUCGCUCCUCCCGGGCUCGGUAAAUGUAACGGAUAUCCCGUACUGCCGCCUCAAUUGCGUGCACCGUGAUAGCGCGUCCCCGGCGCAAUCCUCCGCGGCGCCGGAUUGUAAUUCAAGAUGUGAGAAUGGGAAUGGGGCUACGCCGGAGAAUUUGGGUUGGUGUAUGUAUUGGUGCGUUGAUGGGUAUAGUGACUUGGUGGGGAAGACGACUUGUAUCCCGUCGCUUGUGUAUGGGGAUUUGGUUACGUCGACGAUUGGCGGUGGGGAUGUGGUUACUUUUAGACCAUUUUCAAAUCCCUCGCAGUGGCAGAGUUGGUACCAGACGCAGACUGUGCUGCCGAAAUCUAGUGGUAGCGCGUUUGUUGCGACGCCAACUCCUGGUCAUACGGUGACGGGCCCGUCAUCAUCGUCGACUACGGAGUACUCAGCUCCGUUCAGAGCUAGCCCGGGUACGCAGGGAAGCCAGACUUCGGCUUUGACUACUGGGUCAGAAUCUGUCCUGAGUACAGUGACAGGAGAGCAAGUUGUUGAGUCUUCCACGGUUGCAUCAACCACCUCCGCAACUGGUGCGGUGAGCCGUUUGUCCUACGAAGGCUUCCUGGGUGCCGUCAGCAUUUUAAUAAUGGCAGCGUUGUUAUAGUAAAAUAAUAUUCAUAAUGAUGAUUUAUAUCUUCCACGUCACGAGCAUUACGCCUCGCAAUUGACUAUACCUUGUUAUCAGCAGUCGAAAUCGAUGUACCACCUGUCCCUUUGGAUCGUCAUGAUAGAUAGGGGCUUAUGAAUAAGUGCGAUAUCAACAGUUUGUCAGUCUGACGCCACCACUGCAUAUGCUAUCGGGUAAGCAUGAUAUGGGGAAGUCUCGCAUUGACCCUGAACCAACCUCGAAGCUACUGUCCUCCACGAUCCGGGAUUUCUGGGUCAUUAUUUGACGGAUCACCGGAAUACAGAUAGGAUUCCAUCUGUCAGCCAAUAAUGGUUGUAAUGAAGUUAUAUUAAGAAAGGUUCUAAUUAUAAUACGGAGCACUGUCGAUAUUAUAUAUAUAUAUAAAGUUUAAUUAAUUAUUUAAUAAUAU
This is a messenger RNA of Hypoxylon trugodes, 1339 nucleotides long. RefSeq lists its product as uncharacterized. The transcript has 2 exons. The record is from RefSeq and is a predicted model, not a curated record. The coding region runs from base 88 to 906 and encodes 272 amino acids. Lineage: Eukaryota; Fungi; Ascomycota; Sordariomycetes; Xylariales; Hypoxylaceae.